AUGGAGGAUACUCUCGAUAUUGUAUCCAAGCACUGUGGUCUUCAGGUUAAAUUAUUCGGAGCAUGUCUUGAGCGCAAUGGCGGCAACUGGGAAUCAAACUGCUUAAAGGAAAAAAAUCAACUGACAAAAUGUGCUGAAGAAAAUGUUGGUAAUCUAAAACGAAUCAAACAGGAAUGCUCUGGCGCAAUCGCAGAAUACAGACAGUGUCUAACGGAAAACGUUGAAGAUCCAAAGGCAUGUGUAAAUCAACUGAGAUCGCUCUAUCAAUGCCAUCAAGAUGUGGCAAACUCUGCCUUGUCAUAG
Molecule: messenger RNA, 303 nt
Organism: Batrachochytrium dendrobatidis JAM81
Lineage: Eukaryota; Fungi; Chytridiomycota; Chytridiomycetes; Rhizophydiales
Exons: 3
Coding region: 1-303 (100 amino acids)
Biological process (GO): cellular respiration
Cellular component (GO): mitochondrial intermembrane space
Source: RefSeq, a predicted model, not a curated record